Molecule: messenger RNA, 2072 nt
Organism: Leopardus geoffroyi (Geoffroy's cat)
Lineage: Eukaryota; Metazoa; Chordata; Mammalia; Carnivora; Felidae
Gene: FTCDNL1
Product: formiminotransferase cyclodeaminase N-terminal like
Molecular function (GO): folic acid binding; transferase activity
Source: RefSeq, a predicted model, not a curated record
ACUGCUUGGUUUCCAAAAAACUAAUUUUUAUAAGGUUAAUGAACAUGAAAAUAUGAACACACCACAGAGACCAAAAUGAACAAUACUUUUUCUCCUAGAAAAAUCACCCAUGUCUUCCUCCAGACUGGGGCUCUGUUUGGCUGCCUGUUUACUAAAUAUUUCAGAAGCCAGAAGGAAAUACGUUGUUGAGAACAUAGCAAAAGCAGCUCUUGAAAAAAAUGGGCACAGGUAUCCUGAAGUAUCAGUGCUCAAUAUAUUUUCAUUUUCUGAUCAAGACUACAACAGAUCAAUCAAAAUAGCAGCUUCUGUUAAUGAGUUAGGCAAUUCCGUUUUGGCUGCCAGCGUGGAGGCUUUUAAGUCUAUGAAUAUGGAGGCUCAAGAGGGGAUCCCUUGCCUGGGAGCAGUGGACCUCAUUCCCAUUUACACUCUAUCUCGUGUACAAGUGGACAAGUGUGGAGCUGUGGCCUAAGUAAGAGAAAGUUUAGGGUAGUGUGUCAUUCCUGGUUGGAAACCAUUUUUUUUUUUUUUAAACAAAUCAGAACAGUUUGUGACAAUAUAAUCAUUCCUCAACUCCCUGGAAGAGUCGACCUUGAAGAAUUAUAUCAAUAAUAGGCUUUCAUGGGUUGCAGUGCAUACCGUGGCUUUGUGACUUCUCUCUCCACUUUCCACCCCAUGACACUAUGGAACACUAAAUGCCGUGGGAUGGGGGCAAAUCAACCAUUUGUCCCUUACAGAUUUGCCAUAGAUCAUGAGGAAAAACAACAGUAGUUUCUAAUGAGUUCCUUAGAUUCUUCAAGGCAGAACAAUGGUGUGUUUGGCCCAUCUGUGUCCUAUUUUCUUGAGCAGGGGUAAUGAUGAGGUUGAAAAACCACUUAAAUGUUAACUCCUACCCCUUUUUCCUCUGAUUUUUUUUCUUUCUUUCCCUAUGUACAACUCUCUUUAAGAUUUGCUUUGGAACUGAACUGUCACAUGCUUGAUUUCAGCCCCAGGGGUAAGUUUAAUUUGGAAAAUUUGAGCUAUGUCACUUGAGGUGUUUUUGAAUUAGGCAAAUUGGGAGAAAAGAAAGACCUUUUGCCUGGACUGUCUAGCUGCACCGUGGUUAAUUACGAGAUGCAGAGGCUCAUAACCUUUGGGGGAAAGUCUGCCUUAGGAUAAUUGCAUUCUUCUCUGUAUGACCUCAGAAAUCCCUGUAUGAUGUUGCUUCAUGUAUUUCAUACUGAAUUGUCUAACAUUUGGGAUGUAGAUUUGGACUCUGAGCUACAUCAAGUACUGGCACUAGUAAAAGAGACUUGUUUCCAGAGGAGCACCUCACCACUUGUGCUGCCUUUUAAUGUGACCUCACAAUCCAGGGAUUAUUUCCCAGGGAAGUCUUGGCCCAAAAUUUCUGUACUUUUUAUCCAAGAAAGAGUUAAAAUUCAGCAUGGGGGAAAUACGUUUCACACGAAAACGAAGAGUUCAGAAUUGUCCAGACCUGAAUAAUGAUUUUAAUUGUCUUCAAAACAAUUAUGUUCAAUUACAUUAAAUCUCAAAUUAGCUAGUACAUGAAGUUCUCCAUUACAUCAGGACUGGUCCUCCCCAGAUGUUCAUCCUGCGUAGGAGACAGUUGACAGUCGGAUGGUCUGGACACAGUAUUUCUCCCUUCUCUUGCCCUUUUGCUUCAUUGGCAGCUACUGUACCUCAUGAUUUAAACAUGGACAUUUCUAAUUAAAUGAGAGCUCAGCUGCAUUCUUGAAGUAAUUUAUAACAUUUGAUUUGAAAUGUAAUAGCUUCAAUCUUCAUCUGAUUAAAAACAGUCAUAUACUGUACAUGGUUACUAUUUUGAUGGCUGCAACAUGCAGUUUUUAUUUUUACAUUCCCCUUUCGACACAGCUGUUCAUCUAAUAUCAUCCAUUUUUUUAAAGCUUUUUUUAUUUGUUGUUGUUGUAAUAGCAUGUUCAGGCAUUCUUAUGAGGUAGAAGUAUUCAAUUCUAGGAUCUUGCCGUUCUCACAACAGUGAAGGGACAUUUUUCACUAGGGUAACCCCUUCUCAUGGAAACCAACUUUUUUUUUUUUAAUGUUUAUUUAUUUUUGAA